AUGUCGUCCCCUAAGGAAGUCUCACCGUCGACUCGCCCUCUGCCAGUUCCAAUUACUUCUGGCUCUCAUCCGAGUUCGUUCAGAGGACCAAACUCUGGUAACUCAGUUUAUCGAGCAUCAUCAACAGCGCGAUUGGCUUCUCCAGUGCCCUCACAUACACUCAGCGGUACACCGCAAAUCCGCCAAAUACCUACCCCCAACCAGGGUGCUUCCGAUCCACAACAACCGCUUCCUUCAGGAGACUUGACUCCUCUAGCUGGUCCAGCACCCCACUCCUCAUUGCCAGGCCCGGGUAUCUCUGCUCUGGCGGCAGCUUUGUCAAACAGUUUCGGUCAGUCACCGCCCAAGUUUGGCACUCCUCCAAUUCGAGCGCUUUCUCCUGGAACUGCUGGCCAGCAGAUACAACAGGCGGCUCCACCAAGCAAUUAUGGGUCAUUCGACGCAAGAGGAAGGUCGAUACAAGGUUCGUCGGGGUGGGCAGGUCCAAAUACGUUCGAGGAUCCUGAGAUUGUAAGAAGGCACUUGGUUCAAUCGUCAGAAACGGAGCAGCUGCCUUCACGAACGGCUGGGGGAGAUGGCGGCAUCUUUGGCGAUUCCAUGUCGUUUCGGGGCGGCUCGCCUGCAGGAAAGGGAAAACAAGCACCAGAAUCAAUAGCUCCUGGUCUGGACGAUGACGAAUUCUCAAGUCUACGGCUCCAAGGUGGAGAUAUUACACGUCCAAUUUACAAAUGGACAGAGGAAGCCCAAGCACGAGCGACAGGACGAGGAAAGGGCCAAAGAAGCAUGAGCUUCAACCUUUCGAGACCGUAUCCAGAAGACGAGACCAUGGACAUCGAUUCCAUCAAGAUACCUGGUGGUUUCCGUCGUAAUUUCUUGCGUCGUGCAGCUGGCAGCCCAACUCCACAAGGACAAGCUGAUGGAGCUGCAGAAGAAAAUAUCGGAGUUCGAAGGGGACAGCCAAAACUUCUCACUAACAACUUUAUCGAAUUCUUAACGAUUUACGGUCACUUCGCUGGUGAGGAACUAGAAGAAGAUGACGAGGUGCUGGGUCCUGGCGAGUAUUUCUCCUCAGAAGCUGAUGGUGACGGUGAUCGAGGCGACGACGAGGAUAGAGAACCAAUGGAGGACAGUGCUCUACUCACACCUGGUCUCCGCAAAAGAAGGCGCAAGGAACGAAAGACGGAAAAACUCAGCAGUCCUACAGAUGCAUUUUUCCUGUUGCUCAAAUCGUUCGUCGGCACAGGAGUCUUGUUCCUCCCAAAGGCUUACCUCAAUGGCGGAAUGCUUUUCAGUAAUCUGGUCUUGGUAUUCGUUGCACUUUUGAGCUAUUACUGCUUCGUGCUACUCGUCAACACACGUUUGGUGGUCGAAGCUUCGUUUGGAGAUAUGGGUGGUGUUUUAUAUGGUCGGUGGAUGAGAAAUACUAUUCUGGCUUCCAUCGUUAUUAGUCAGAUCGGCUUCGUGGCUGCAUACAUUGUUUUCACCUCCGAGAACUUGCAGGCGUUCAUCCGUGCUGUCUCCAAUUGCAAGACCAACAUCGAAAUUCAAUACUUGAUCCUCAUGCAGAUGGCCAUCUUCCUGCCAUUUUCAUUACUUCGGGAUAUCAGCAAACUUGGGUUUACAGCUUUGAUUGCCGAUGCGUUUAUCCUAAUCGGUUUGCUAUAUCUCUACUACUACGAUUUUCUCACCAUCGCAAGCAAUGGAGUCGCCGACAUAAUCAAUUUCAACAAAAACGAUUGGACGUUAUUCAUUGGCACGGCGAUCUUCACUUUCGAGGGUAUUGGAUUGAUUAUACCCAUUCAAGAAUCGAUGAAGGAUCCAAAGAAGUUCCCUAAAGUUCUUGGGUUGGUUAUGAUUAUCAUCUCCGUCGUCUUCAUAUCCAUGGGAGCUCUCUCUUAUGCCGCCUUUGGAUCAGCUACCGAGACCGUCGUUAUUCUCAACAUGCCUCAGGAUUCGAAAUUCGUCAAUGCUGUUCAGUUCUUAUAUUCAGUGGCGAUUCUUUUGUCAACGCCGCUACAAAUAUUCCCAGCAAUCAAAAUUACAGAAAACGAACUCUUCACACGGAGUGGGAAAUAUAACCCGCAUAUUAAAUGGCAAAAAAAUGUGUUUCGAUUUUUUGUUGUCAUGUUGUGUGCUGCCAUUGCGUGGAUAGGAGCAAAUGAUCUAGACAAGUUUGUAUCGAUUGUAGGCAGCUUUGCUUGCGUUCCGCUCGUCUAUAUCUACCCGCCAAUGCUCCAUUACCGAGCCGUCGCCAAAACUACCUUCCGCAAGUUUUGCGACGUCUUACUCUGUAUCUUUGGCUUAGUAGUUAUGGGUUAUACCACAUCCUUAACCCUUAAAAGCUGGGCCGGAGGUGACGAAGCACCAAAACUUCCCGGCUACUGCGACAAGAAGAAAGCCGGGCUCUUCUAA
Glarea lozoyensis ATCC 20868 is the source of this 2412-nucleotide messenger RNA. RefSeq lists its product as uncharacterized. Gene Ontology annotation, biological process: amino acid transmembrane transport. Gene Ontology annotation, molecular function: amino acid transmembrane transporter activity. The transcript is spliced from 2 exons. NCBI's taxonomy places the organism in Eukaryota, Fungi, Ascomycota, Leotiomycetes, Helotiales, Helotiaceae. The coding region runs from base 1 to 2412 and encodes 803 amino acids. The record is from RefSeq and is a predicted model, not a curated record.